GCCUUUUAUUUCAUCUCUCACUUUGGCCUCCUCGUGAACCUUCUCUCUUACAAAAACCACUUCACUUCUCUUCUCUUACCCUUACACACACUAUCUUCUCUUACUCCCUCUUUCCUUUUCUCCGUCGCCCAUGGAUUCUUGCCGGAAAACUGCUCCUGGUUUUGUUCGAUACCGCUGCUACAAACCGCCAACUGAAACGAGUCCGUAAGGGAGGAGAUAACAAGACAAACAACCAAUUCUUUUCUUUUCUUAAUUGCUUGUUUCUGAGUUUUGGUGACUAAUCAAUGGCGGUGAAUUUUGGCUCUGCCUGGCACCUUUUUUUCUUCGUUUGGGUUGUAGCAAUGAGUUGGAAAGUUAGGUCGGAGCCCGUCCAGGAUAAAGAAGCGCUACUUGCGUUCAUCAGCAAGACCCCGCACGCUAACCGCCUCCAAUGGAACGAUUCUGACUCGGCCUGCAACUGGGUCGGCGUCGAGUGUGAUGCCAACCGCGAUUUUGUUUACACGCUCCGUCUACCGGGAGUUGGCCUUAUCGGUGAGAUUCCGCCUAACACUUUGGGUCGACUCACCGGGCUCCGAGUCCUCAGUCUCCGGUCGAAUCGUCUUUCCGGCAAGAUCCCUUCCGAUUUCUCCAACCUAACCGUUCUUCGCAGUCUAUAUCUGCAAGACAACGAGUUUUCUGGGGAAUUCCCUGCAAGUCUGACCCAGUUGACCCGCCUGACUCGGCUCGAUCUCUCCAGUAAUAACUUCACGGGCCCAAUCCCUUUCUCUGUCAAUAAUUUGACUCACUUGACGGGGCUAUUCUUGGAGAACAAUGGUUUCUCGGGUACCCUUCCGAGCAUCUCCGCCGGUUUGGUGGACUUCAAUGUGUCGAACAACAAUCUCAACGGAUCGAUCCCUGAUACCUUAUCGAAAUUUCCUGCAUCCUCUUUCAGUGGAAACCUUGAUCUCUGUGGAGGUCCCUUGCCGCCGUGUAACCCGUUUUUUCCAUCACCAGCUCCGUCUCCAUCGGAAAACCCUCCUGCGCCUCCAGUCCACAAGAAGUCCAAGAAACUGUCCACAGCCGCAAUUGUUGCCAUUGCCGUCGGCUGCGCAGUGGGUGCAUUACUUUUACUGCUCUUGCUCAUCCUCUGCCUACGGAAACGGCAGAGACGACAGCCCUCGAAGCAACAGAAGCCAGUGGUUCCAACAAGGGCGGUGCCGAUGGAGGCAGGGACGUCGUCGUCGAAGGACGACAUUACCGGCGGAUCGACGGAGGCGGAGAGGAACAAGCUUGUUUUCUUCGAAGGAGGGAUUUACAGCUUUGAUUUGGAGGAUCUGUUGAGAGCGUCGGCGGAGGUUUUGGGAAAGGGAAGCGUCGGAACCUCCUACAAGGCGGUGCUGGAAGAAGGAACCACCGUGGUUGUGAAGAGGCUUAAGGACGUGGCCGUCACCAAGAAAGAGUUCGAGACUCAAAUGGAGAUUCUUGGAAAGAUUAAGCAGGAGAAUGUAGUUCCAUUAAGGGCGUUUUACUAUUCCAAAGACGAGAAACUCCUCGUCUACGAUUUCAUGCCUGCGGGCAGCUUAUCUGCUCUUCUUCACGGUAGUAGGGGUUCAGGCCGGACGCCGCUGGACUGGGAAAACCGGAUGAGGAUAGCACUAAGUGCGGCAAGAGGGCUAGCUCACCUACACGUGUCAGGAAAAGUGGUCCACGGCAAUAUCAAAUCAUCCAACAUCCUUCUCCGACCCGACCACGACGCUUGCGUUUCGGAUUUCGGGCUUAACCCGCUUUUCGGCACCACGACACCACCGAACCGGGUGGCGGGUUAUCGGGCCCCGGAGCUUGUUGAAACCCGCAAAGUCACCUUCAAAUCGGACGUGUACAGUUUCGGUGUGUUGCUAUUGGAGUUACUGACAGGAAAGGCACCGAACCAGGCGUCGUUGGGCGAGGAAGGGAUCGAUUUGCCUCGGUGGGUCCAGUCGGUUGUCCGGGAGGAAUGGACGGCGGAGGUUUUCGAUGUGGAGCUGAUGAGAUACCACAACAUCGAGGAAGAGAUGGUGCAGCUGUUGCAGAUCGCCAUGGCCUGCGUGUCCACCGUACCCGAUCAGAGACCCGCAAUGCCGGAGGUGGUCCGCAUGAUUGAGGAGAUGAACAGAGCCGAAACUGAUGACGGGUUAAGACAGUCGUCCGAUGAUCCAUCAAAAGGAUCAGAGGGUCAGACCCCGCCGGCGGAAUCAGGGGUCCGACUCACACCUUAGACUUUUCUCCUCGAAUGGAAUUAUUAUUUUUUUGCGAAAAAGGCAAGGAAGAGAAAGACCAAAAAAGACAAUACGAUGGUGGUCCAUUGGUGGUGGUAGCUCCGCUCAAGCUUCCAUUAAAAUAUGCACAAUGCGAAAGUAACACUGGGGAGUGAAGGUUGGUCCCUUUUUUUUUUUUUUUUUUUUUU
Molecule: messenger RNA, 2422 nt
Organism: Carica papaya (papaya)
Lineage: Eukaryota; Viridiplantae; Streptophyta; Magnoliopsida; Brassicales; Caricaceae
Product: Leucine-rich repeat protein kinase family protein
Biological process (GO): protein phosphorylation
Molecular function (GO): ATP binding; protein binding; protein kinase activity
Source: RefSeq, a predicted model, not a curated record